This is a messenger RNA of Stegostoma tigrinum, 882 nucleotides long. RefSeq names its product kazal-type serine protease inhibitor domain-containing protein 1-like. Gene Ontology annotation, biological process: regulation of cell growth; regulation of signal transduction. Gene Ontology annotation, cellular component: extracellular region. NCBI's taxonomy places the organism in Eukaryota, Metazoa, Chordata, Chondrichthyes, Orectolobiformes, Stegostomatidae. Gene Ontology annotation, molecular function: insulin-like growth factor binding. The record is from RefSeq and is a predicted model, not a curated record.
AUGAAUUCCAUGCUGCCCACUGUAGUGAUACUCCUGUUGGCCCAGAUGUCGCAGGCUCUUCCUCACCUUUACCACAGGGGCUGGCUACAGCUGCUGCAAGAAGGAGAUGGCUGUGGGGUGUGCCAGCGAGAUCUAUGACCCGAACCCCAUGGCUGUUCUGGGACAGUGCUGGAUGUGUGUGACUGCUGCCCUGAGUGUGGAAAUGCUGAGGGGCAAAUCUGCGAUCUCGAUAACACCAACUACUUCUAUGGAAGGUGUGGAGAAAAUCUGGAGUGUCUUCUUGACAGCUGCGGCACCUUGUUUGGAGAGAUCCUCGAACCCCAGUGCACCUGCCGAUCCCAGGAAAGUGUGUGUGGAUCCAAUGGAAAGACCUACAGCAACAUCUGUAGUUUCAAGGAAGCAUCUUACAGGAACGAAGAAAGCACUCUCAGUCUGGCACAUUUGGGACCCUGUGAGACAGUUCCCUGGAUCACCAGCCCUCCUCGUGAUGUGCACAAUAUUACAGGCAAUGAUAUCAUCUUUGGCUGUGAGGUGUUAGCAUAUCCCAUGGCCCUGGUGGAAUGGAGAAAGAGAGGGAAUGAGAACUUCCUUCCUGGGGAUGAUGCGCAUAUCUCUAUGCAGGUACAAGGUGGGCCAGAGCGAUAUGGUAUCACAGGAUGGUUGCAGAUUCAAGGGCUGAAGAAGUCUGAUGAGGGGGUCUAUAUCUGUUACACAAGGAACAAGUAUGGAGAAGUAUUCGCAUCAGCAUGUUUGAGUGUCUAUGAUCCUGACUCACCAAAAGCAAUGCAAAUGAGUUUGAAAAGACAAGUUAGAAAAUAUAUCAGAAAUGAAGAGGAAGAUGAAAAUGAUGACUUUCAGAUCUCGGGUGACGACGAGUACUAA